AUGUUAGACAAACUCUUGAAAGGUUUGUAUUUGUCAAUAUUGUCAUUGUUACAUUUACUUGCAUCUAUGGCAAAUGCCACAACUCACUUCCAUGGAUUUGUUGUUCAAGAGACGAAGGUGAAACGAUUGUGCAAAACCCAUAAUUUGAUCACAGUGAAUGGUCAGUUUCCAGGGCCGACAUUGGAAGUUAGCAAUGGCGAUAGUUUAGUGAUAAAGGUUGUUAACAGAGCAAGAUAUAACGUCACCAUUCACUGGCAUGGUGUUAGACAAGUUAGGACAGCAUGGGCAGAUGGACCUGAAUUCAUCACUCAAUGUCCGAUUAGGCCAGGAGGGAGUUAUACCUAUAGGUUUACGAUUUCAGGUCAAGAAGGAACGUUAUGGUGGCAUGCACAUAGUUCGUGGGUUAGAGCGACUGUUUACGGUGCUAUUAUCAUUCGUCCAAGAAAAGGAGAAUCUUUUCCAUUCGCUAAACCAAACCGUGAUUCAGUCAUUCUUCUUGGUGAAUGGUGGGACGCGAAUCCUAUAGAUGUCAUAAGGGAAGCCACAAGAACCGGAGCAGCUCCAAAUGUUUCUGAUGCGUAUACUAUCAACGGUCAACCUGGUGAUCUCUAUAACUGUUCCAAAAAAGAUACGGUUAUUGUUCCGGUGAGUUCGGGAGAAACAAACCUUAUUCGGGUGAUUAAUGCCGCAAUGAAUCAACAGCUAUUCUUCACUAUUGCCAAUCACAAAUUCACUGUUGUGGGAGCUGAUGCUUCAUAUGUGAAACCCUUCUCGACGGACGUCCUCAUGCUUGGACCAGGCCAAACCACGGACGUCCUCAUAAAAGGUGAUCAGCCACCAGGUCGAUACUACAUUGCUGCAAGUGCUUAUGCCAGUGCACAAGGUGCUCCAUUUGACAACACCACCACCACUGCUAUUUUGCAAUAUAAUGGAAAAAAUGGCAUCGCUUCGAAGCCGAUUAUGCCGACUCUCCCGGCGUUUAACGACACAAAAACGGCCACCGCCUUCACCACCAGCUUCCGGAGCCAGAACAAAGCCGAUGUUCCAACCAAGAUCGACGAGAAUCUGUUCAUCACCGCCAGCCUUGGAGUCAACCAGUGCCCACCGAAAGCCAAGCCUAGCAACUGUCAGGCUCCAAACGGAACUCGGUUCACCGCCAGCAUGAACAACAUAUCUUUCGUGCUCCCCACCAACUUCUCCUUGCUACAAGCACAUCACCAGGGGAUCCCUGGAGUUUUCACUGCCGAUUUUCCGGCAAAGCCUCCGGUGACCUUCGAUUACACCGGUAACAUAAGCACGUCCCUUUGGCAACCAAUCAGUAGAACUACGGUGUAUAAGUUGAAAUAUGGAGCAAACGUGCAGAUAGUGUUGCAGGGAACAGGUAUCUUCACCGCCGAGAACCACCCGAUCCAUCUUCAUGGAUACGAUUUCUAUGUAAUUGCAGAAGGAUUCGGGAACUUCAACCCGAAGACCGACACUGCUAAGUUCAAUCUUGUGGAUCCAGCUCAAAGAAAUACAGUCAGUUUGCCAGUGAACGGAUGGGCAGUCAUUAGAUUCGUUGCAAAUAAUCCAGGUACGUGGAUUAUGCAUUGCCACUUAGAUAUCCACAUUGGGUGGGGUUUGGCGAUGGUCUUCCUAGUAGAGAAUGGGGUUGGAGAUCUGGAGACAUUAGAGCAACCACCAGAAGAUUUGCCGGCCUGUUGAUCGAUAUCAUCAUCAACAAUAUUCAAGAUCGUCAAGUUGUGUAGAAUUAUGAUUUCGAUCCCCAAAUUGGGGAUUGGUCAUUUUUUGCUUCUCUAUUCAAUUUGUUUCAAUUGUUUGGAAGAUGAAACA
Molecule: messenger RNA, 1833 nt
Organism: Cynara cardunculus var. scolymus (artichoke)
Lineage: Eukaryota; Viridiplantae; Streptophyta; Magnoliopsida; Asterales; Asteraceae
Product: laccase-12-like
Exons: 7
Coding region: 1-1704 (567 amino acids)
Biological process (GO): lignin catabolic process
Cellular component (GO): apoplast
Molecular function (GO): copper ion binding; hydroquinone:oxygen oxidoreductase activity
Source: RefSeq, a predicted model, not a curated record